Manis javanica (Malayan pangolin) is the source of this 1020-nucleotide messenger RNA. Lineage: Eukaryota; Metazoa; Chordata; Mammalia; Pholidota; Manidae. The record is from RefSeq and is a predicted model, not a curated record.
AUGACACAUCGUUUGGACAAUUUGAAGCUGUGGCAAUGUGAACUCUGGCUGUUACGGCUGGUUUCCGGUUUGAAUGUGACUUUUUUGCCAUAAGAAGAGGACAUAAGCUUUAUCAACGAGUACGUGAACCUCCACAAUGAGCUGCGGGCCAACAUCACUUGGGAUGUAGCUUUGUCAUGGACUGCUAGAGCAUGUGGGAAAAAAUGUGUGUUUCAGCAUAAUAUUCAUUUAGAAGAACUAAAAAUGGUCCAUCCUAAAUUUAAUGGUAUUGGUGAAAAUAUAUUGGUUGGCCCUGAAAAUGAAUUUACUGCAAGUAGUGCUAACGGAAGUUGGUAUGCAGAGAAGACAAAGUACUAUUUUGAAAAUGACAGUUGCUCUGAUGACUGUUUUAAUUAUAUACAGCUUGUUUGGGACAAAUCUUACAAAAUUGGUUGUGCUGUUACACCAUGUCCAAGAAUUGGACAUAUUAAACAUGCAGCAAUUUUCAUAUGCAACUAUGCACCAGGAGGGACUCUGUCCAGAAGGCCUUAUAAGCCAGGAAUAUUUAGUACUCAGUGUAGCAGAUAUGACAGAUGCACAGAUUUUCUAUGCAGUAAUGCAGAUCAUGAUGAAGCCAUAUAUUACCGAUUUUGGUAUCCAAGAUGGGGAGUGCCCCGGCCAGUUGUGUGUGAUCCACUGUGCAUAUUUGUAAUCUUACCGAGAAUGAUGUGUUUUUCAAUAUGUACCAUAAUUGUAUUGCUAAUACAGUCUCAGUUUCCAAAUACAUUAUUGGAACAACAGUUAGUAUAUGCCUCUGGGGUAGCUGAAGGGAAGCCAGAACAUGAAGAGAUAGAGGUAGAGCUGGAGGAAGACGUGGGAAAGGAGGAGGACAUACUGGAGGAAGAGGAUGAGGAAGAGGAAGAGGAUGAGGAAGAGGAAGAGGCACAGUGAAGAGGAAGGGAGGAGGUUGAGGAGAAGAGGCAGCACAAGAUUUAUCAUAGGAUAGACCAACAAAAAAAGGCAAAAAAAUGUAAAAAAUAA